AUGGAUACUCUAACGAGUGCUCCUUUGCUUACUUCUAAGUUCAAACCUUCGUUUUCUCCUCAACAGAAAACACUUUUUCCUCAUAGAAGACGGUUUGAGAAUUGGAAGAAGAACCAAUCAAUUGUUCCUGUAGCUAGGUUGUUUGGACCAGCUAUAUUUGAAGCUUCGAAACUUAAGGUUUUGUUUUUAGGAAUUGACGAAAACAAACACCCAGGAAAUCUUCCUAGGACUUAUACGUUAACACAUAGUGAUGUAACCUCAAAACUCACUUUGGCGAUUUCUCAAACCAUAAACAACUCUCAGUUGCAGGGAUGGUACAAUAGAUUGCAAAGAGAUGAAGUGGUCGCGCAAUGGAAGAAGGUGAAGGGAAAAAUGUCUCUACAUGUUCACUGUCACAUUAGUGGAGGCCACUUUCUUUUAGAUAUCUUUGCAAGGCUUAGAUACUUCAUCUUCUGCAAAGAGUUACCUGUGGUGUUGAAGGCUUUUGUUCAUGGUGACGGCAAUUUAUUCAACAACUAUCCGGAAUUAGAGGAAUCAUUAGUUUGGGUAUUUUUUCAUUCAAAGAUUCGAGAAUUCAACAAGGUAGAAUGUUGGGGUCCACUAAAGGAGGCUUCACAACCUACUAGUGGGACCCACUCUGAUUUGAAAUUGCCCCAAUCUUGUGAAGAGGAUUGUGAGUGUUGUUUUCCACCGUUGAAUUUAAGCCCAAUUCCGUGCUCUAAUGAAGUUGUUAAUGACACUUAUGAAUCUAUUGAUGGAAUUGAAACCCAACAUGGUAACUUGUAA
Messenger RNA from Lathyrus sativus (Indian pea), 786 nucleotides. The record is from the annotation of a GenBank genome assembly. NCBI's taxonomy places the organism in Eukaryota, Viridiplantae, Streptophyta, Magnoliopsida, Fabales, Fabaceae.